Molecule: messenger RNA, 1203 nt
Organism: Gregarina niphandrodes
Lineage: Eukaryota; Apicomplexa; Conoidasida; Eugregarinorida; Gregarinidae
Exons: 2
Coding region: 1-1203 (400 amino acids)
Source: RefSeq, a predicted model, not a curated record
AUGGUCAUCGUCGAAGCCAACAUCAACCAAAUACUCAACGCGGUUGGUCAGCACCGGUGGGAGCAAAGUCUGUCGUUGGGACUACGACGUGUGUACGGGAGUGCCCCGGAGGAGGUGUUGAUCUUCACAGUGGCGUCGUACCUUUACCGGGAGACGUCUUCUUCCUCGGCACUGGCGCCAGUGGACGGAGAUAUCUCCCCCUGUUUCGGAAAGGGCCGCUCCAGCUCGGCUUCCUUCGUCACCCCAUUGCCCGCGGAAAGCCGCGCUCGGACCCAGGUCUCGCGGGAGCGCGAGACCGCGCCGCUACCCCCCGCCACGGAAGAGGCAGACGACGCUCUCGACCUCCUCGCUGCCCCCGGUCCCGCUGGGCUCGCUCCCGGGUCCGGACUCGCCGCUGAGGAGCUGGACAAGUUCGUCGACGGCGAUCCCGAUCACGACCUGGACCUCCACGACCUGGACCUCCACGACCUGGACCUCCACGACCGGGGUAAUGACCGGGGUAAUGACCGGAACUAUGACCAGGCUCAAGACCGGGGCGAGAAGUCUCCCGGCCGGGGCGAGAAGUCUCCCGGCCGGUCGGACGACGUCGAGUACCCCCACCCCCCGUCGCCCGCGAGUCCCUUGGAGAGUCGCCGAGGACCUGCGUCCGAGUGGGAGACUGAGCUGUCUGGGGUUGAGCAGUCAAAGCCCGAUGUGUCGAAGGCCGAUGUGUUGAAGACCGAGCAAUCACGACCGGGGUUGGCACGAGGCGAUAAGUUGGGUGAGGAGCAGGAGCCGAGUUCUUCGCAGGAGUACUCCGAAGACCCUGGGCGGUUGGGCGGUUCGUUCAAGGACGGUCGAACUGUUUCUUUUGGCAGGCCGGACGAAUGGCGUUCGGGUUCGAGUCCGGAAUUGGCGAAAGAGACGGGUGUGAAAGAGACGGUAGGGAGUCAGGAGAUACGGCCGGUGUCAAGAGGGCGUGCGAAGAAGCCUAAGCCGUCGACGCCGAUCAAGAACACGCCUCUCAAGACCACGCCUCUUAAGACUACACCGGGUGCACGAAAAGCUGCUCCCAAAGAACCCGUGCCGCCCCAGUGGGAUCUAUACUGUGUUGGUGAAGAGAACAACCCUGCCGCCGUCCCCGGCGAAGGUCGUAACAAGAGAAGAAAGAACACUACGCCACCUCGUAGUUCUCGAAGACCCCGCAAAGUGGAAGGCAAUUAG